AUAUUUAAUGUUCAAUUAGGUAUCCAAUUUACCUAUAAAUCUGUUGUCUCUGAACAAAAAGAACACAGUUGAUAGAAAAAGAGAGAAAUUUCAAGAUUUGGUGGUCAUGGCUCAAGUGGGCAGUAGCAGCUUCGCACCAAAAACCCUAAUCCAUUUGCCAAACUUCAAGUCAGACCAAAGAAAGCCUUCUUUUAUAAAAAGUUCCGGUAGAGAUCGCGGAAAGCCGAUUUCAGGAACAACUCCUCCAGAAAUUAAUAGAGUUGCGAGAGUUAUUAUGAUAAGAAAAAUUGAGUUGAAACAACAAAAUAUCAAAAAAUCCAAUAACUUAGACGUUAUUGAAAAUAAGAAGACUGACGAUUCCAAUCUUCUGAAGAGUGAUGCUACUAUUGAUUUAAUUUUAAUUAAGUCUUCUCUGUAAGCAAGUUAAAUAAUGAGGGAGAAAUAGACCAUUGUAAUUUGUUGAUUAAAUAAUGAUGUUUUUGUUUUCGUC
This is a messenger RNA of Mercurialis annua (annual mercury), 490 nucleotides long. RefSeq lists its product as uncharacterized. Lineage: Eukaryota; Viridiplantae; Streptophyta; Magnoliopsida; Malpighiales; Euphorbiaceae. The coding region runs from base 107 to 418 and encodes 103 amino acids. The transcript is spliced from 2 exons. The record is from RefSeq and is a predicted model, not a curated record.